GCGUCUAGUUAGGUGUGUUCUUGGGUAUGCCAGAGGUGGCCAAGAAUCUCGUUCACUUAAAAGUGCUCAUCUCUUUCCAGAUUUGAACCCUCACUAUUUGGCUGAGGCUGCUGAAUUCGUUAUUUUGAUUGAUCAGUGGUAACUUUGGCCAUGAAUGAGCUGCAAUGGAUCCAAAGUGCCUAUACCACAAACGUGUGUUACUGAGACUUAGCCUCUUGCAAGAUGUAAUGAGUGUCAUUCCUCAUUAAUAUUCUAGUUGCAUCAUCCUUGAGCAUCAAUGAAAGACCAAGUAUGGCUUUCUUCAAGCAACAGAGGGUGGAGGACGUGUACGAGAUCGGGGAGGAGCUGGGAAGUGGCCAGUUCGCUAUAGUGAAGAAGUGUCGGGAGAAAAGCACAGGGGUGGAAUACGCUGCCAAGUUCAUCAAGAAGCGGCAGAGCCGGGCCAGCCGGCGCGGGGUGAGCCGGGACGAGAUCGAGCGCGAGGUCGCCAUCCUGCAGCAGAUCCUGCACGCCAACAUCGUGCAGCUGCACGACAUCUACGAGAACAAGACUGACGUGGUCCUCAUCCUGGAGCUGGUUUCUGGAGGAGAACUUUUUGACUUCCUGGCACAGAAGGAGUCUUUGAGUGAAGAGGAAGCAACCAGGUUUAUUAAGCAGAUUUUGGAUGGUGUGAAUUACCUUCACUCUAAGAAAAUUGCUCACUUUGAUCUAAAGCCUGAAAACAUUAUGCUUCUUGAUAAGAAUAUCCCUAUUCCACACAUCAAACUCAUUGACUUUGGCCUGGCUCACAAAAUAGAAGAUGGAGUAGAAUUUAAAAAUAUAUUUGGAACUCCAGAAUUUGUAGCUCCAGAAAUCGUAAACUAUGAACCACUUGGACUAGCUGCAGACAUGUGGAGCAUAGGAGUCAUCACCUACAUACUGCUUAGUGGUGCAUCACCUUUCCUUGGAGAAACUAAACAAGAAACACUUGCCAACAUCACAGCUGUGAAUUAUGAUUUUGAUGAAGAAUUUUUCAGCAAUACUAGUGACCUAGCAAAAGACUUCAUUCAGAAACUACUGGUGAAAGAUACCCGGAAGCGGCUUACGAUUCAGGAAGCUCUGUCUCACCCUUGGAUAACGCUGAAAGAUGAAACCAAAGUGCAGGAACACAAGAAGGUGGAGAGCACACAGCUGAAGACCAAGCGCCUGAGGGAGUACACCAUCAAGUGCCACUCCAGCAUGCCCCCCAACAACACCUACAUCAACUUUGAGCGCUUUGCCCGCGUCGUGGAGGACAUUUCCCGUGUGGAGCGGGGCUUCGGCGCCUUGGCUGCAUCCCACGACUCCCUGCAGGAGGACAUGGACGCUCUGCUCUCCAUUUAUAACGAGAAGGAAGCUUGGUAUAAAGAGGAGAGUGAGAGUGUGAGGCACGAGCUGUCCCAGCUGAAGUACGAGUUCCGUAAGGUGGAGUCCCUGAAGAGGCAUCUGCACGCCGAGAUGGCGGCCGUGGGCACCAGCCUGGCAGGCGUGCGCAGCAAAUAUGCUGAGCUGCAGGGCCAGUACGAGUCCCUCAGGCAGGAGCUUUCUGGGGAGCUCACCUGGAUACAGGACUUCAUGAGCACCCUUCAACUGGAAAAUGAGGCCUGUGCCAAUGGAAACUUUGACUCUGUUUUCAACAAAGAUAUUAAUGAAUCACUAACAGAGCUGUUAAAUAGAUCGUGCUGUGAAGAAUUCCUUGCAGGGUUGAAUCUUGAUGUGACAGAAUCCCAUCAGAAAUACUGAGAUCAGGAUAAGUGCAGGGUUUGUUGUUUGUUUCAAUGCACAUCAGUUUAAAAAGGUUCCAGUGCAUAGAUUCUACACAAAAACAUGACCUAGAAUUAAAGUAGAAGUUCUGAUGUAUUGCACAAGCUGCUGACCAAAGCCAUAAUUUCUGCCACAGCCUUUGGUAUUGCCUAUGUUUUACUCUGCAUUGGGUACUACAGUUCCUAAUGAUUACUAGGUAAUUAAUGUGGAAUAAAGAAUAAGUCAGUCUGUACUUACUAGAAACUGGAUACCUGGGAACUAAUAAAAAUCCCCUUAUGUCAUCUUUGGUUGGCUGAAGGAAACAGUUGGGUCACCCUGCUGCAGGUAGUUGUAUAAACCUUAUGAGACAAAUAUUUGCAAAGGUUAAAUCUGUCCUGUGAAAUAAAGCAAACAGCGUAGUGAUUUAACAUUUAACUAGAACUGUGGAAAUUCUCUGUGAAAUGGCUGCCAAUGAAGAAUGUUAGGAUUAGUGUUCAGGCCAGCUGUGCAAGGUGAACUCUUUUACCAUAAAAGGCAAGGUGAAUUUUAAACUAAAGGAUUAAUUGACAGCUGAGCUUCCUGUCCUGUAUCAAAGAUAUCCUAUUCAAAAGACACCAUUGGGAACUUGUAAUGAUCAAAUGACCCUGUAAUUUUGCAGUGCAAAUAUCAAUUUGUGACUAAGUGGUAACAUAGUCCUCUGUUUUAUUUUCUACUGUGAAGAAGAUUACAAAGCUACAACUAUCUUAAUCUGUGGUGUGGCACUUGAGACUAGUGUUCUUGCUAUAAGGAUUUUUUUUCUUAGGUUUUAAAAAGUAAAAGUUGAUCCAACCUUGAAUCAUGCCCUGCUGUCUUGUAUUUCAAAGAAGUCGUUUGGUUAUACUGUAUUAAUAUGCACAAAUGUACCAGUCUUGCUUUUGAACACAAUAAAUAGUUAUUUAUGCAGGAUGCAGUUGUUCCCUGAUGGUUAGUGACUGAAAAAGAGCCAAGUUUCAGUGGGCAUUUGCUGCAAGGUGAUUUUUGUGCAACUACAAGAGCCAGUGAGAUAAUAGCUCAAGUCCAGCUAGAGUGAAUCUAUACAUAUAUAAUUAUAUAUGAGAUAUCUUUCACUGCUCCUCCUCCCUCCUCCUUUUGCAGAGAAAUUAAUGACCUAAAUAAACUGAAUUGUUGUGGUUUCUAACAUGAUUAAGAACAAUGUUUUCUACUUUGAGAUAAAAAGAUAAAAGCAUGCUCUCAUCUAAUUUGUGCAGAGCACAGUGAACCCAUUACUGCCAUGUGCUCACAAAGAUGUGCAGAGGUUGAUGCAAAUUCAGAGCUGUGAAAACAGUUAUUCUCUUGGGAUAUUGUUGCUCCUGUCAUUGUGUGUGAAGGAGGAUGGAAACUGGAUGUGCUUUCUGUGGCAUUGUUCUUGGCAUAGUAUGUGAAAUUUUCAAAAGCUUCCAAGUAAUGUAGAUGCCAGGAUGUGACCCUGGCAAGCUGGCAUUGAUGGCUGGGGAAAAUUGAGCUCUCUUGUGACAAAUAGUAUUGAGAAUUUUGCGUGUGUCCAUCUUUUAUUGUUUCAGAAUGCUUCUGCAGGUUCCUUUGAGCUGGAAGACCCAUUUAAAACUGCCUUGGGGAACUGGAACACAGGAUUUUAUGAUUUUAUUGUCAGGGGGAGAGAGCUUUAAUUCCUAAAAUGUAACUUAAAGCCUAGUAAGAGUUAGA
This is a messenger RNA of Sturnus vulgaris (Common starling), 3462 nucleotides long. RefSeq names its product death associated protein kinase 2 (gene DAPK2). Gene Ontology annotation, molecular function: ATP binding; protein serine/threonine kinase activity. The record is from RefSeq and is a predicted model, not a curated record. Gene Ontology annotation, biological process: protein phosphorylation; positive regulation of apoptotic process; intracellular signal transduction. Gene Ontology annotation, cellular component: nucleus; cytoplasm. Lineage: Eukaryota; Metazoa; Chordata; Aves; Passeriformes; Sturnidae.